This is a messenger RNA of Gracilinanus agilis (Agile Gracile Mouse Opossum), 2383 nucleotides long. It is a transcript of the gene CCNQ, whose product is annotated as cyclin Q. The transcript has 4 exons. NCBI's taxonomy places the organism in Eukaryota, Metazoa, Chordata, Mammalia, Didelphimorphia, Didelphidae. The record is from RefSeq and is a predicted model, not a curated record. Bases 206 to 1171 code for a protein of 321 amino acids. Gene Ontology annotation, biological process: regulation of transcription by RNA polymerase II. Gene Ontology annotation, cellular component: nucleus. Gene Ontology annotation, molecular function: cyclin-dependent protein serine/threonine kinase regulator activity.
GGCCCUUCUCCUCUCCUAGGCCGCGAGGAUCCCCGGGGGUUGGGCCAGCCCGGCCCUGAGGACGUUCUGGGGCUUUGCACACUGCGGGAAACUACCUGAAACAGCUUCAACCCACCCUAUUCAGAGGAUGCUGUUGAUGCUGAAAAGGCAAAACAAUUGCCCUACAGAGUUUCCCAAAUACAGUUCUGGUCUACUUUCUACCUAAAUGAUUCUCAGCCCAACUUGUUUUGCCUGUCAACAAUAUCUAUUUCAGAACCUCCAAAAUAUUAUAGGGCUUUACAUAAUCAACACAUAUUAUCCACAAAGAGGAGCAUCAGAGGACCUCACUACACGUUAUCCAUUCCACUUAUACCCUGUACAAGAUAUCUUCCACGAAACUGAAGUAUACUUUUGGAAUACCUUGGAGGCGACGGUGUUAGCCAUGGAGUCCAGACAGAGUGAAAGCGGUGCCAGGGGUGAAGAAGUGAAGAAAGAGGGACACUUAGUCUCCGAGGCCAAAGUCCACUUUAAAGUGACCCGGUUCAUCAUGGAGGCAGGUGUCAAGCUGGGUAUGCAGUCCAUUCCAAUUGCCACAGCCUGUACCAUUUACCAUAAAUUUUUCUGCGAGACUAAAUUAGAUGCGUAUGACCCUUACCUCAUAGCCAUGUCUGCCAUUUACUUGGCAGGGAAGGUGGAGGAGCAACACCUCAGGACUAGAGACAUCAUCAAUGUCUCUCACAGGUACCUAAACCCCAAGAGCGAACCUUUGGAGUUGGACUCCUGGUUCUGGGAGCUGAGAGACAGCAUCGUUCAGUGUGAAUUGCUCAUGCUGAGAGUUUUGCAUUUCCGUGUCUCCUUCCAGCACCCCCACAAAUACCUGCUCCACUACCUUAUUUCUUUAAAGAACUGGAUGAACCGCCACAGCUGGGAGAGGACACCUCUCUCCCUGGUAGCCUGGGCACUGCUGCGGGACAGCUACCAUGGAGUGCUGUGCCUUCGCUACCCAGCCCCACACAUAGCUGUGGCAGUGCUCUAUCUUGCCUUGCAGUGCUAUGGAGUGGAGGUGCCUGCCGAUUCUGAGGCAGAAAAGCCAUGGUGGCAGGUCUUUAGUGAAGACCUUACCAAGCCAGUCAUUGAUAAUAUUGUGUCUGACCUAAUUCAGAUUUACACAAUGGACACAGAAAUCCCUUAAUGGUCCUCAGGCCACCCAGAGAGAAACAGACAUUUGCUUUUUCUAAGGACUGGAUUUGACCCACCAAAAUAGGUCCUGACUUCAAAAAGUUGAUAUCAAGAUUGGUCACAGGGAACAGUUUUGUAUUAGCAAACAGAGAACUAAACUUGGGUUGCUUUCUGAUGGUUCUUUGGUAUUCGUGUAGUUGGUAUAGUGGAUUGGGGAGGAUAGACAUUCCCUCUGAGCAGGUUUGGAGUUUAUUAUGUUUAGACAUGAAUAGGUCCAUGUUGAAGGAAUGCACUAUGUUCAGUUGCCUUUUUGCACCUUAGGACUUUUUUGAAGAUGAACCUUUUGAAUCUGAUUUAGAUUAUAUUUAAGCAUCUCUUCAUUAUAAGAAAAACCAAAAUAGAAUACUUGAUUGUACCUUUUGGAGAUAUAUUUCCAAGCCAGACAUAAGCUUAACCUUUAAAUAUAAAUGGAAGAGUAUUUUAUUUCUUGUAAUAAAAGAUAAAAAGCAUAAAGAUGUGAGAGCAGAUAUAUAGUUUAAGAGCUUUUGAUGUUCUGUGGACCAUAUUGGGGAUAGGAAGAUGAUAUUAGCCAUUUUUUUUCCGUUUUGUGUUAUCUUCCCCUCUCUGAAAUAUAAAAUAUGAGCAUCUUUUCAACACAAAUGUUCUCCCAGAAAUCUUAUGUCAAAAUCUUGGAAAGCCAAGAUCUCUGAAAAAUCAAAACUUUCCAGUAAAUCCAAAGCCAAAUGAGCACUUAGGUAAAAAUAUGCCUAUAUUCAUCUAUGUAUAAAAAAUGGUAUAAAAUAGAAAACUAUGGAUGGACCAGCCAUGUGGUAAGCAUCAGGGAGUAACAGAAAGAGUAAGUGAUGGACUGGUAUCCACAAAAUGUAAAAAAUCUGAGAAAUGCUUCUAGCAAACCUGGUAGCUGUAUGGAGAAUAUCUAUGAGAGAAUUGAGGGGAAAAUAAUAGGAAAGGAUAGGAGAGAUGGGUCACUGUCAAUCCAAUAGAGGGAACAACUUCAUGGAUGAGAUCGUAGAUUAAAUGAAGUGUUGGGAGAUAGAAAAACACUUUUAUAGUUAAGAAAGCAGGGCCAUAUUGCAAACAGUUGGCCAAAAGAAACACCUUUUCUCAAGAUUUUCACUUCUGUCAUUUCCAAAAUAAAAUUGCUAUUUCUAUAUUAAUCUUGUUUGUUGGUUCCCUAAUAAAAUUAUUUUUUUUCAUGUUUCUA